AAAGCACUCCAAAGACCUCUGCCAGCUGCAGCCCUGCCCCUGAGUCCCCAAUGAGUUCCAGCGAAUCUGUGAAGAGUCUCACCGAGCUGGUCCAGCAGCCCUGUCCCACUAUUGAGACCAGUAAAGAAGGCAAACCGCCAGAAUCCAGCGACCCACCCGCCUCAGACUCCCAACCCACAACACCGCUGCCUCUCUCUGGACACUCAGCCCUCAGCAUCCAAGAAUUAGUAGCCAUGUCUCCUGAGCUGGACACCUACGGCAUAACCAAGAGGGUCAAAGAGGUGCUGACGGACAACAAUCUCGGUCAGCGCUUAUUUGGGGAGACCAUCCUGGGGCUCACCCAGGGCUCUGUCUCUGACCUCCUUGCCCGCCCAAAACCCUGGCACAAGCUCAGUCUAAAGGGACGGGAGCCCUUUGUCCGCAUGCAGCUGUGGCUGAACGACCCCAACAAUGUGGAGAAGCUGAUGGACAUGAAGCGGCUGGAGAAGAAAGCCUACAUGAAGAGGCGACACAGCUCUGUCAGUGACAGCCAGCCCUGUGAGCCCCCCUCUGUGGGGAUCGACUACAGCCAGGGUGCCAGCCCCCAGCCGCAACACCAGCUGAAGAAACCUCGAGUGGUGCUGGCUCCAGAGGAGAAGGAGGCGCUGAAGCGAGCGUAUCAGCAGAAGCCAUACCCAUCACCAAAAACAAUCGAGGAGCUUGCCACACAGCUCAACCUGAAGACCAGCACCGUCAUCAACUGGUUCCAUAAUUACAGGUCGCGGAUCCGCAGAGAACUGUUCAUAGAGGAGAUCCAAGCCGGAAGCCAGGGCCAGGCCGGUGCCAGCGACUCACCUUCGGCCCGAAGUGGCCGCGCAGCGCCCAGCUCGGAAGGUGACAGCUGUGACGGCGUGGAGGCCACAGAAGCGGAGGAGCCAGGGGGCACCAAGUCUCAGGGAGGGCCGGCAGACAUGGCCACAGCCUCGGCUGACCGGGAGGAGGCGACGCAGCCGGCCGAGAAGGCGAAGGCGCAGCCCCUCUCCUCGGGAACCCCAGCACAGGACGACAGGGAAGACGCGGGCCGGCCCAGGCCGCUGCCCGAGGGUCCCGCCGCCGCCCCGGCGCCCGUGCCAAACCUCGCCGCACAUGCGGCUGGAGAGGACGCCGCUACCUCAGCCACUGCGCCGGAGGAGCCCGAGGCCCCAGGGGCGGCCAGGCCGGGCCCUGCCGAGCGCAGCUCCGCGUUGCCAAGCACCAGCGCGCCCGCGCGGAGGCCCAGCUCCCUGCAGAGCCUCUUCGGCCUGCCCGAGGCAGCGGGCGCCAGGGACAACCCAGUGCGGAAAAAGAAGGCCGCCAACUUGAACAGCAUCAUCCACCGCCUGGAGAAGGCUGCCAGCCGGGAGGAGCCCAUUGAAUGGGAGUUCUGAGGCCGGGCCUCUGGGCCUGAGCAGCAGGGCCCGCGGGCCAGCCAGGCCUACUUGCGCCCAGCGGGCCCCAGGCCCCGGCAGCGCUGGCCAUCGAGGGCCAGGCCGGCGUGGAGGGCGGCGUCGCCCAGGCCUGGACGUGUUGCGCACUUAGCCCUGCGGGCCACAGGGCAAAAUCGCCAUAGGCCAAGGUGCAUAUAGAAAACAAAGGAGCAUUAAGCCCAAUCUAUGUCGUGUUUUCAAGGAAGAAAACGGAAAUGUGUAGUCCAGCUUUUUUGUACCCUGAAGUGUUUUUGGUUUUGGUUUUUAUUUUUAUUUUUUAUUGCCCUAAGUGAUUUCCACAGGUUCUGGAAUAACUCUUUACAGCUUUUGCCUUGCGCCCUCCUCUUUCGUGUGGGCUUUAAAAAAAAAAAAUCAAACCCACAUAUUAAAAGGGGGCUUUUUAUCUGCCAUCUAAUGGCUUCAGAGCGAUAAUACACUAUUAUCUUCUUAAACCAGGAAGGGGGGGAUUUUUCAGAAAAAAAAUUAAAAAAGAAAGUUUUUGUAGCUGUUCAGUUGCCACUAAGAGAUUGCACAGUCAAACCGACUCUAAACACACUAGUUUGGAUUCCUAAAUAUUUUCAAGAAAAGAAUCUUCUCGUUUGAAACUUUGAAUUAAAAUAAAACACAUUUACUCCACAUAUUUUUUAACAAAAAAGAAAAAAAAAAGAAAAGUCACAUCAGGAAAACUGUCUGGUUUUGUGGUAGCUGGCGUAGUGUUUUCUUGUACGUAACUGAACCCUGACACGUAGUGCACAUUGAUCCAUAGCUUUAACUGGCUCUGGGCUUUUGCUGGCCAGAGUUUGUUUAAUACACUCCAUUCUAGGCCAAAUCAGGACAAAAAGAAAGAUCCGAAUCUAGGUAUUUUAUAAUCUGCUUUUUAACCUCUAACCGCAGAGCACGCUGAUCAGACCUCAUAUCUCGGAGGUGUAGGAGACAAGUUAGAACUGUAGCUUGUACCGGUUCCUUUGUUUAUUUAUGCUGUCUACGUCUGUGUUGGCACAUCUGCGCAUGUGCAAGCAUCGGAAGGAAGGAAAUGUAGGCCGGCGAGGUCGCAGCAGUAGUCCCUCGUGUGCAGGCAACCAUCUGCUCAUCUUCCCUUGGCACAGAAGGCGCUCACCUCACGCCGCUCUCCAGGGCGCCUGACGGACUGCGCCCCCCAGGGAGAGCUGCUCCCUGGGCUUGGGCAGGCUGGCACAGCCAUGCGCGCACUCUCUUCCUCUCUCUUCUCCCGGUCCCCUUCCCACCACAAGCACUGAUAACCCUAUCUAUUCGUGGGAAGCUUCCUUCCCUGCAGAAGAGAGAAUGCUGCAGUCUGGGCUCGAGUCCCAUCCCUGUAGAGACACCCCAAACUCACCCCAACGGUGACACUCUUCAAUUCCAGACCAGGCCAUCGGCCCUUCGCUCAUUUCUCCUCUCACAAGGUUUUUAAUGCACAGUUUAGGGCAGUCUAAGUACAAAUCAAAAGUCUAACUUGUCUCUUGAUUCCUCCCGUCGUCUAUGUGUAUGUGCGUGAGUAUAGAGGUGGAUGGAAGUGUGCGUGCGUGUGCGUGUGCAAUUUUAUAUGUCUGUAUUUUCUUAAGUACCUGUGCACACACAGAGUGCAUUACUGCCACCUUUUUCAAUAAGCUGGUUUAUCAGUCAUGGCUUCUACAGGUUUUGCUAAUUUAGACUCCUUAUUGCCAUAUCUUUAAACUAACAAUAGAUGAUUUCGGUAUAUAUAUAUAUUUUUUUUUUUGCUUAUUUAUAGGUGCUGUAUUUUAUUAUCUGAUUGUUAGGAAGGGAUGAAAGGGGCAAAUAUUCUUUAGAGGGAUAGACUGCCGGCAGUAUUGGGUUUAAUUUACAAGGUGUAGCUGUCAUACUGUAUAUUACUGAUUGAAAACUUUUGACCGUAUUGUGUAUCAUUGAAACUUUUGUCUUAGGUCAACAUCUUUGGAUGACAU
This is a messenger RNA of Psammomys obesus (fat sand rat), 3385 nucleotides long. Its product is annotated as homeobox protein cut-like 1. Gene Ontology annotation, biological process: regulation of DNA-templated transcription. Bases 51 to 1406 code for a protein of 451 amino acids. The transcript has 4 exons. Gene Ontology annotation, molecular function: DNA binding; DNA-binding transcription factor activity, RNA polymerase II-specific. Lineage: Eukaryota; Metazoa; Chordata; Mammalia; Rodentia; Muridae. The record is from RefSeq and is a predicted model, not a curated record.